CUCCAUGGUGCUGGUUGCCUCCGCCUUCGUGCUGAGCCUGGGCUACCUGCUGCAGCUGGGUUUCCGGCGCCGGCCCCGGCCCGGCGAGGGGAAAUACCCACCUUAUAUUUCGUCUAAUAUCCCUUUUCUUGGACAUGCAGUAGCAUUUGGAAAAAGUCCUAUUGACUUUUUAGAAAAUGCCUAUGAAAAGUAUGGGCCUGUGUUUAGCUUCACUAUGGUGGGCAAGACGUUUACCUACCUACUGGGUAGCGAUGCUGCUGCUCUAAUAUUCAACAGUAAAAAUGAAGACCUGAAUGCAGAGGAUGUUUACUCUCGACUGACCACACCAGUCUUUGGCAAGGGAGUUGCUUAUGAUGUACCUAAUCCGGUAUUUUUGGAACAAAAGAAAAUGCUAAAAACUGGGCUGAAUAUAGCUCAGUUUAAACAACACGUACCUGUAAUUGAAAAAGAAACAAAGGAGUACUUCAAAUCCUGGGGAGACAGUGGAGAAAGAAAUUUGUUUGAAGCACUUUCAGAGCUCAUUAUUUUGACAGCAAGUCAUUGUUUACAUGGGAAGGAGAUCAGAAACCUACUCAAUGAGAAGGUGGCACAACUGUAUGCUGAUCUGGAUGGGGGAUUUACUCAUGCAGCUUGGCUUCUGCCAGGUUGGCUUCCUUUACCUAGCUUCAGACGUAGAGACAGAGCACACAGAGAAAUAAAGAACAUUUUCUAUAAAGUAAUCCGGAAACGCCGUCAAUCUGGGGAAAGGGAGGAUGACAUGGUCCAAACAUUGCUGGAUGUUACGUAUAAGGAUGGCCGUUCGCUGACAGAUGAUGAGAUUGCUGGAAUGCUUAUUGGAUUGUUGUUAGCAGGCCAGCAUACGUCUUCUACCACCAGUGCCUGGCUUGGCUUCUUUUUAGCUAGAGACAAAUCAAUACAAGAACAAUGCUAUGCAGAACAGAAAGCAGUUUGUGGAGAAGACUUGAGGCCCCUAAAUUAUGACCAGCUGAAGGAGCUGAACAUGCUGGACCGCUGUCUAAAAGAAACUUUAAGGCUUAGACCUCCUAUAAUGACCAUGAUGAGAAUGGCCAGAACUCCCCAGACUGUUGCUGGCUAUACUGUACCUCCUGGCCAUCAGGUUUGUGUCUCUCCCACUGUUAAUCACAGACUUAAGGAUUCUUGGAUAGAAAGUUUAGAAUUCAAACCUGACCGUUACCUCCAAGAUAACCCUACAGCUGGAGAGAAGUUUGCAUAUGUGCCAUUUGGUGCUGGCCGUCAUCGUUGCAUUGGAGAAAACUUUGCUUAUGUUCAGAUUAAGACUAUUUGGUCUACUCUGCUUCGUUUAUAUGAAUUUGAUCUCAUCGAUGGAUAUUUUCCUACUGUAAACUAUACAACCAUGAUUCACACACCUGAUAACCCAGUUAUCAGAUACAAGAAGCGAUCACACUAA
Emys orbicularis (European pond turtle) is the source of this 1429-nucleotide messenger RNA. RefSeq names its product lanosterol 14-alpha demethylase. Gene Ontology annotation, molecular function: monooxygenase activity; heme binding; iron ion binding. NCBI's taxonomy places the organism in Eukaryota, Metazoa, Chordata, Testudines, Emydidae. Bases 5 to 1429 code for a protein of 474 amino acids. The transcript has 10 exons. The record is from RefSeq and is a predicted model, not a curated record.